AUGGAGGGAGAAGGCCCGGUCAGUGAGAUGCUGCUGAACGACUUCCUUCGGGAGUACGUUGGCGGCAACAGCGCCGUGGACGAAGACGACAAUGUUCCGAUGGGGAUGUUUGCUCUGAGGCCAGACGAGUACGUCACGGACACGGAGCUCCGCGAGAGCAUUGUCAGGUUGCCCGCGUGUCAGACGUACGCUCUCCGUGAAGAUUUGCGCAGGCUUCUGGAGAAAGGGGUGGUCACGCUCCGGGACUGGAGGAAAGCUGCAUCGUGGUUUCGCAUCUUCUCUAGCGCGGCGUCAGAAAAACUCAGAGCAGCCCUUGAGGUGGCGAAGGCAGAAGCGGCAGGGCGGGAAGAAAACGAAAGGGCAAAGCGGAAGGAGGAAAGUUACAGACGACCGAUACCGGAGGGUUUCUACGACUCGGUGUUCAACGCCAAAUUGAGCCACGUCGUGGGGUAUCCCGAGGGCGCGGGGGAAGAAGCGGCGGUGCGAAUGGAGGUGAAGGAGGGCCAAGCGCCAAAAAGGACGUGGAAGCUCACUUGUUACAGAAACCAUGUACUGCGUAGUGACGAGUUAGACCAGUUCCGUCCACCGCGCCCCACGCUGAUGGUACUCACCUCCGAGAAGGGCUGGCCGCACUCGCUGCGGGAGGGAACAGUCACCACUGACUGCUACGUCACCGCCGAGGCGGAGCGGGUGUGGCAGAUCGUCAAGGACAACAUGUACUAUAUGUUCUACGGUGGCGAUGGCGGGUUGCCUGAAGUGCAACCAUACUUCGUGCUUGGGACGUACGGGGUCGGGCGGUGGGCGAAUGCCGGCUCCUACCUCCUCUACCGGCUGCUGCACUACGAUAACCACCCAAUUCGUUAUGUUGUCUACUGCUUUGGAAGAGAAUUGGUGUACGUGUUUGACAAGGAAGAGAAGACGGUGGAGAAAUACGAGGGUACGGAGGAUGACGAAGAAGCUAUGAAGAAGUUUUAUUGGUAUUCUGGCGAGAGAGGGUUUUUUAUCUACGACGUGGCGGAGGAAGGGGGGCCGCCGUCAAGUUUUUAUUGUUAUAGGCAUGGGGUGGUUGUGUUGGCCUCCCCGAACGGCAACAACUUCAGGGAAUGGGUGGGGGGAGCGGACUACCAUCACCGCGUCAUGAGCUGCCCCAGCGAGAACGAGGUGAAGGCGAUGUGUGCCUGGAUGACGCGGGGCCGCCCCGCGCAGGAGCAAGUGGACUACUGGGAGACGGUCAAACAGCGCAUGCGGUUUGUCGGGCCGAUUCCGCGCUACAUCCUCACUGAGGCUGAGUUCAAUGAGCACACGGCGGCGGUUGAGAGCGCCCUGCAGGCGAUUGACGCCUCGGUUGCCAAGGACUACUUUGCCCGGGCAGAUGAAGAAGUGUGGAGUCCAGAGAAUCCGUUUCAUAAAAUUGUGAAAAUUGAGCGGGAAUUUCGCGCACGCUGUUAUGACGUUAUUCGUAUCGCACCGGCGUGUGACUACAUCGAGCAAAAGCUACUGGACCGUUUGUGUGAGGUACUGACCCUCAGAGAGGCUGUCACGCUACUGUCGGGUGCCUCCCACCUUCCUUGA
Trypanosoma conorhini is the source of this 1572-nucleotide messenger RNA. Its product is annotated as putative retrotransposon hot spot (RHS) protein. Lineage: Eukaryota; Euglenozoa; Kinetoplastea; Trypanosomatida; Trypanosomatidae. The coding region runs from base 1 to 1572 and encodes 523 amino acids. The transcript has a single exon. The record is from RefSeq and is a predicted model, not a curated record.